GUGCGUCGGUGUGGAGAGGAGGAGGGGGGAAAAAGAGGAAGGAAUAUGGUUUCAUGUGACGCUCCUCCCGCACUAGCGGAUCUCUGGUAGCGCGGAGGAGGAGAAGGAGGAGGAGGAGGAGGAGGAGGAAGCUGCGUGGCUCAACAAAGCCUCCCCAUACCUCAAGCGAGCGCCUCGUACGGUACCGAACAAAACCCGAGGAGCACCGAGGAGACCUAAAUGGUGGAGGCCGUGGUGGAGUUCGACUAUGAGGCCCAGCAGGACGAUGAGUUGAGCCUGAACGUGGGCGACGUCAUCGUGAACAUCCGGCGAGACGACGGAGGAUGGUGGGAGGGCGAGCUGGGGGGUCGCCGGGGGCUGUUCCCCGACAACUUUGUGCGGGAGAUCAAGAAAGAUGGCAUGCGAGAUGGCGGACAGGCCGGCGCGGCCGUCAAAGCCGACCUGUCCAACGGCCGGGCCAGUCCCGUGUCCGAGCCCGCCGCCAGACCGGCCAAGAAAGGGGAGCAGAUCCGUAAGCGCCGGUGCAAAGCGGCCUUCAGCUACGUGCCUCAGCACGAAGACGAGCUGGAACUGAAAAUAGGCGACAUCAUCGAAAUCUUAGCGGAGGUGGAGGAGGGCUGGUGGGAGGGCGUCCUGAAUGGCAAAAGUGGGAUGUUCCCCUCCAAUUUCACCAAAGAGAUCCUGCUCGAAGCUGAUGGGCCCUCCGCGGACACGCCCGCCUCGCAGGAGGAGCCCCGCAGCGGCCGCAACAGUAAGAACAGUCCAGGGAGCGAAAGCGAUGGAGGGGACAGUCGGUCCGAAACAGGCUCCGGGGAAAUCCAGCCCAAAAAGGUGAGAGGCUUCGGCUUUGGCGACAUCUUCAAAGAUCAGCCCAUCAAGCUCCGGCCGCGCUCCGCCGACGUCGACUCGGAGGCCGACAAGGUUGCUGAGUGGAAGACGGCGAGCUCGGCGGCGCCUGACAACAUGAAGAGCGAUCCUGACGGCAGAGGAAAAGGACGAGAGCUGUGCAAAGUCCUCUUUCCUUACGAAGCGCAGAACGAGGAUGAGCUGACUAUCAAAGAGGGCGAAAUCAUCGCCAUAAUCACCAAGGACUGCGCCGACACAGGCUGGUGGAUGGGCGAGGUCGGCGGCAGGCAGGGCGUCUUCCCGGAUAACUUCGUCAAGCUGCUGGAAGCCGAGAAAGAGAGACCAAAGAAGCCGCCACCCCCCAGUGCACCGGCAACCAAACACACGACGCCAGAGAAAAAGUCGGAGGUCAAGAAGGUUCCUCCGGAGCGGCCUGAGCACCUGCCGCACAGAGACCAGGACCGAGGUGAUGAGGUGGUCAAGCCUUCCCUCCCGACUGUCCUCCCCAAGAAACUUUUCCCUCCAAAGACCUCCGCUUCCCCCUCAGCUACCCAGCAACCCCCGAGGCGCCCCGAGAGACCACCCACUCUGGCGUGUGAAAGCCCCAAGUCCGACGGUGGGGCUUCGACACCUGAAUCCGCUCCCGACAGGUCUCAUACCACCGAUCUGGACCUGGACGCGGUGGUCCCGUCAGCGGAGAAGCUCAGUCACCCGACGGCGUCGCGGCCGAGAGUCACGGACCGCCGGCCUCGCUCGCAGAUCAUCACAUCUUCCUCAGUGACCAGCGGCGAUGCGGAGCACCCGACGCCGGAGCGAGCCACGGAGGACCCAGAACCAGUCCAGUCCAGACCUGUGGAGGUUUCGGCAAGAAAGGGAGUUCCUGUCAUUUCGGGCCCCGAGAGUAAAUCCCAGGCGGCCGCCAAGUCGUCCUCGUCUCUGAACCCGCCGGCCGGCCCCGGCCGUCGUCCCGCCUCGCCGUCUUCCCCGUCCGCGUGUCCGAGCCCCUCUCCGGAGCUGCGGCAGUCGUCGCCCGCCACCGCGCCCACGCUGGAGGAGCUGAGGAGGCAACUGCGAGAGCUCCGCAGCGCUGUGGAGCUGCUGAAGAGUCAGCACAGGCAGGAGAUGAAGCAGCUGGCCGGCACGCUGGACGAGGAGAAGAAGAUACGACACAGUUUACAGAUGGAAGUGGAGCACAUCAAGAAGAUCCUGUCCAAAUGAGCCGGGGCCAAGACUACGUUUGUGCCAAAUGAUCGUGACGAUCGCCAUCAGCAGCGAGCUUCGUGGACUCAAACUACGUGCCCCCCCCCCUCCCAGCACCCCACCAUGAUGUCGCCUUACCUUGUGUUGACUUCUUUCUCUCCUUGUUCAUUUCCCUCUCUGCUGUCUUCUCUGCCUGCCGCGCUCGCCGGUACUGGCGGGUGGCCGCUGUGUUACCAUGGCGAUGUGUCACUCAGAGGUACUCGCGUGAAAUGGGUGGCGAAGGCCCAUCGGAACCCCCGCGGGCCGGUCGGUUCGGACCGCCGCUGCGCUGUCGUGCGUCCACGCAGUGGCCUUCCCGCCUCUUUACUUUGCUGUGUGUGUGAGACAGGCACAUUUUAUCUCCAACUUGGUGGCACAUGGUUCAAGCAGGAUUGAUGUUUGUGUGUUUAUUUAGCAUUCAUACAUCGCGAAUGCUAAUUGGCCCACUUUGUAUUCCUAUUUCUCACAUGGCUAUUCUUAUUAUACACCAUUCACAAAACGUGAGGAAUAUGGCAGAAAAUGUCAGGAUGAACCUUUAAAUCCUGAACCUUUUGUGAAGAGUGUAUUUUUUAAAAUCCCUCCACGACACCAGAUGCUAAAUUGCAGCGUAAACUAAGGGAGUUUUGUGAGAUUGAUCUUACUUAGCACAGUGUAAAGGCAACAGAGGUUAACAGAGACGGAGGACUCGAGUCACACGACUUGACUCGAGUCAGACCUACGUUGCCAGUUUUAGGACUUGUUUGGCUAAAACCUCCACUCGAGUUAGGCCUGGUACACAUAAGGAUUUUUUCAAAUCUUUUAAGAUUGUUUAUCCGUUACAGAUUCCGCACAUGAAGAUAAAAAAAAAAUCCAGGUUCACAGUUUUGGUCGUAUUGUGGUGUGCUCCGAUGAUCUUAACACACAACACCACACAUAAAGAUUCUGUUCCACCAGUGAUCUCGAAUCUAGUCCUCCGAGACAGAAAUCUUGCGUGAGCUAACAAAAAAGAAGAAGGAACACAACCGGUUAUGUUGUGCCGCUGUUUCCCGAGUGUUAUAGAAUGGUGACGUCGUCAAUAAAAACUGAACCCACUUUGACACAAAAUACGACGACUCGACUCGUUGGCUUUGUUGCCACAGUAAUUUGGUGCUUGCUUGAAACUUUACAGUUAAGACUUGCUCAUGGUUGACUUCCAACUUUGAUGGUUAGCCUCGCGCUAACGACACAAUUCAAAAGGGGUUCACUGUACUGUACAUUCAGUUAGCGAAGUGACGACCAUUUAACCAGUUGAGUAAGGGCGCCCCCCCCACAGGCACAAUCGUGACAGGACAAGCGAGCUACUGACCACCCACUAUACAAAUAUCGUAGCUUUAUUCCAAACUUGCCUCCCGAUGAUGCAUGAGCACAUCUGUGUACAUGAUGAUGAUAAUUACUGUCGGUUAGUUGAAAAUAACGUGCACCUUUUUGACCUCACCAGAGACUCAUGACGGUCGCAUCCGCUUGGCGCUGGCGCUUUUUAGCCAGCAGUCACGUUAGCGACAGGGUAGAAGGAAUGUGAGCUGUGAAGGUGUGGGUGUGUGCGCGUGUGUGCUAACAUGCACGGCCGUUUGCUUCCUCCUCCGUACGAUACGACGUAUGUGCACAGAAUCUAUGGCAACACAUCACUGUGGCCUUCCUAUUUCACGUUUUGUUUCUGUCACUCACCAAACAAGAAAACAAAACCGAGGCUGCAAAUUGUUUUCUUGACUUGGUCCUCUCUUUCUCCAGGAUAGUGAUGAUAAAAACAUAAAAAUAUAUAUAUACUUUUAUAUUUCUGUGGAAUAAAGAUGCUAUUAUGU
Phycodurus eques (leafy seadragon) is the source of this 3902-nucleotide messenger RNA. RefSeq names its product SH3-domain kinase binding protein 1 (gene sh3kbp1). Lineage: Eukaryota; Metazoa; Chordata; Actinopteri; Syngnathiformes; Syngnathidae. Gene Ontology annotation, molecular function: protein binding. The transcript is spliced from 18 exons. The record is from RefSeq and is a predicted model, not a curated record. The coding region runs from base 220 to 2064 and encodes 614 amino acids.